GCGUAUCUCACACAAACUCUUUGCCACUGUAAGCACACGCAAGGCGGCGCUGUUGAUGACAACGAUGGGCCAUCCCUUUGAUGAGCACCGGAAAAGACAGCGCACUACACGGGGGAUCUUGAAAUACGUCACAGACUUCUAUCGGCAGUUAUUAACGGAAGAAGAGGAAUCGACACCGGCGGGACAUGGCGAACGGGCUGGAGAAGGAAAUAUGGAAGCACGUCCGGAGCCAGCUGGACCUGGAAAGCACAUGCAGAAUGAAGGAGGAUAUCAGGGUAGAAGAGGUGGAGCCAGCAAUUGCAGAGCUUCCCCGAUUCAAGGCACUGGGGCUGGAUGGGUGCCGCUGGAGAUGUAUGAGCACUUCCGUAACUUCUUCGUGACCCUGUUGACAGGGGCAUGUAACGAAGCGCUCAGACAUGGCUCCUUCCCACAGGGUUUCGCGGACGCAUGCAUAGUCCUGCUCUACAAAAAGGGGGCGAAAGAGGACGUGCAAAACUGGCGACCAAUCUCCAUUCUGAAAGCGAUGUAUAAGAUUUUGGCCAAGGUGCUGGCAAAUCGGCUGAAGGAAGUGCUACCUCACAUCAUCGACUACACCCAGACAGGACUGAAGGCAGGGCAAGGGACUGAAUUGCAGUCCACUGCUUUUGCGGAUGACUCGGGAGCAGUAAUCCUCCCGACGGCCCAACAACUGGGAAUCCUUAAGGAUGUAUUUUGCAAGUAUUUGGGAGCAAGGGUCAACUUGGCCAAAUCAAAGGCCAUCCGCCUGCCGGCGGUCAAUCCACCGGAAGGGUGGGACAUCUCGACAGUGGUAGAAGUGGAAAGAAUGGCCUUUUGGGGGGCCAAUCUAACGCUGAGCUAUGGGGGGCCUGAGCAGAUGGCGAUUCGAGCUACAGCAGCGGGGGCACGACUCAAGGCAUGGAGCGCAAGAGGGAGCAUGGGAGUCUUCGAUAAGGCCUUGGUUAUCGAGAAGACGGUCCUCGCAACGUUGUGGUACACAGGCGCCGUGCAUAUGCCGGGCAAACGGACCUUCCGGUAUAUCAAGAUGACAAUUCACGCGCACUUAUGGUCUAACAACGUGGAUGCUGAAGACUCCAUUUGCAGAGUCGCUUGGAACAAGCUUAUUCAGCCACGGCGGUUUGGAGGAUUGGGCGUCUUGGACCUGCGGCUGCAGUUCAUCACCUUGCAGCUACGGCAUCCGAUUUGAAAGACACUGCUAGAUAUCGCAGAGGCAGGCAGAAAGACACCUCUAGACAUCACAGAGGCAGAUGAUGCAGCAAUUCUGUUAGGAACCUUGAUGAAGUCGACAGACCGACCGAAAAUUGAGGAGCUGAUAGCAACGAAGAUCAUAGGCGUGGCAGUACUGUGGGCCUUGUGGACCCUGCGGAAUGACCGAAGCAGGCAGGGAGCAUCCCCACCAUUGCAGGCCUAUGAGGAAAGAGUAUUGGAGAACAUCAGAGUGGCCUUCCUGGCGGACCUUCAUCGCUGUAGAUAUAGAGGGGGACAGAAGGAGGAAGGUCUCUUUGAAAGAUGGGACCCUUACCCACAUCCGGUGAUCCGGGACCCCCAGACGGGCCAGAUGGGGUUCGGGCCCAUCUUGCUGCGCCAUGCACCCCCCCCAGAAGCGGGCCCCGUGGCGAAAUGGGGACGUGCGGUUUAUGCGAACAUCCAGAAGUUCAUACAAUUUCAGCUUACAGUUAAUCUUGUUGCUUUGGCACUUAAUUUCAUCACGUCGGUGUGCACGGGAUCUGCCCCUCUUACCACUGUCCAGCUGUUGUGGGUGAACCUCAUCAUGGACACGUUAGGUGCCCUGGCCCUAGCCACGGAACCACCAACGGAUGACCUUAUGGAGAAAAAAGCUUUAGGGCGGAAGGCGCAAGUCAUCUCGGGGCCCAUGUGGACGAACAUCCUAUUACAGUGGGUCGUGCAGUUGGCCAUACUCGUCGCUUUGUUCUUCCGGGGAAAAGACGUUCUUUAUGAAAUUGCCAUUUUCCCUGUCUCGGAUGAAGAGAUGAACACCAUCAUCUUCAAUGUCUUUGUACUGUUUCAGCUCUUCAAUCUCGUGAACUCGAGAAACACGGAGAAGGUGUGGGUGCUUGGCAGGCUGUUCACGAAUUGGGUCUUCCUUGGCAUCAUGGGUUUCAUCACGUUCUUCCAGAUCGUGCUGGUGCAGUUGCUCGGUCAGUUCGCAAGCACUGUCCCUCUCUCGCCCAAAGUUUGGGGUGUCUGCAUUGCAAUCACAUUUGUGUCCGUUCCGGUUGCUGUCAUCUCAAAGCUCUGCUACCAAGUCUGGGCAUCGAACCACUCUCCGACAUCGCCGCCUUCGCCAAUGGUCAGGAGCGAAUCACACUCCAGCGCUAGCGAAUACCAGCCUCUGCUUGGGGAACCUGAUGGCUCUGCACCCAAGUCUCAGGCAUGAUGAUGAUGAUGAUGACGAUGAGAUCUGCGAAGAGAAGCCAGAUCAUCUUCAAUUCGAUUUCAAUUUUCAAAGGCUCGAAGAGCUGCGAAAAAGGUUGGUAUGAACAUCCCCUGUCAUGCUUAUCAGUUUGUGUCAUGGUAGGCUGCUUUCCGAGGGACACCUAGGGCCCAGCAGAGCAUGGGCCCAGCAGAUGCCAGGUUUCAUGGUUCCACGGUAGGCUGCUUUCCAAGGGACACUCUGCUGGGCCCGGCAGAGGCCAGGUUUUAUGACACCAUGGCGGGCCUGGCAGAGGCCAGGUUUCAUGGUUUUGGAGUUUGCACACGCUCCCGGGAGGGGAGAGGGUGGGGGGGAGGGAUGCGGGCGAGGCCACAUCAACUAAACCUCUCAGAGAGGGGGCAUGAUAAUGGUAGGCAGCUUUCCAAG
Messenger RNA from Chara braunii, 2839 nucleotides. NCBI's taxonomy places the organism in Eukaryota, Viridiplantae, Streptophyta, Charophyceae, Charales, Characeae. The record is from the annotation of a GenBank genome assembly.